AUGUCCCCUCCGAACUCCACGCCAAACACGAACAACACGGUGUCGAUACUGGGGCUCCCGCCCAACUUCGACCCGCUCCUCGCCUUCGAUCUCUUCCCGAAGAUACACAUCGACAAUACCUUCGGGGCCGUGCUCCUCGGGACGUUCAUCGGUCUCACCCUCUUCGGUCUGAACGUCCACCAGGCUUACAGAUAUUUCCGGCUGCAUCCGAAGGACAAGGCUCUGUUUCUAUGCGUGGUGAUUGCGGUGUUGACACUGGAGGUUUUCCACUCCAUCCUUAAUAUCCACAUCUGCUAUUACUACCUCGUUGAUAACUACUUCAACCCGAACGCUUUGCUCACGGGUGUAUGGUCCAUCAAACUUCUUCCGAUGUGCAUGGGUUGUAUCAUGUUCGUCACACAGAGUUUCUUCGCGGGACGAGUGUACUUGAUCGGCUCUGUAUAUCGGUGGCUCGCGGGCGUCGCCGGCGUCCUGCUCCUCGGACAAUUCGGAUUCGCCGCGGCCACGACCGUCGAAGCCUUCCUCCGCCCCACCUUCACCGACUUCCAGAAGGUGAUCUGGGUGGUCAUCGUCGCGUACGCCUUGGCGAUCGCCACAAACGUCAUCCUCGCAGGCUCGCUGCUCAAGAUCGUGCGCGAGAGCCGCAAGCACGCGUCCCUCAAGGAACCCCCGAUCGAUGUCGCCGUCGUCUACCUCCUCAACACCGGGCUGUUGACGUCGAUCCUGAGCGUCGUAGCGCUGGCCUGCGUGGUCCGGUUCUCGCACACCCUCAUCUACCUCGGGUUCAACACUGUCGCGAACCGCCUGUACGCGAACUCCCUCCUCUCGGUGCUCAACUCCCGAAGAUCCAUGGUCGACGAAGGCUUCCCGACCGGCUCCCCCGGCCUCUCCGCGCACACGCACCCCACGCGGCACACCGUCGCCGAGCAGUGGAACGUCCCGAAGGUCGAGUCCCCGCCGCCGGCGCUCAUCGACAUCAAAGUGACGACGGAGCAGAACACGGACUCGGACAGCACGAGCCAGCUCGCGGAGCGGAAGGCGGCGCCGUACGCGGCCGACCUUGUGUGA
Molecule: messenger RNA, 1068 nt
Organism: Epithele typhae
Lineage: Eukaryota; Fungi; Basidiomycota; Agaricomycetes; Polyporales; Epitheliaceae
Exons: 14
Coding region: 1-1068 (355 amino acids)
Source: RefSeq, a predicted model, not a curated record